AGGACUGUUCCUAAAACGCUUCUCGUCAUGGAAGAGUCGAGUGACAAGCAAGAAGAACAUACGGAAGAGUGCACGUUGGAAUCGAAAACGGAAGAAGGAAACGAACCACCUUUAGAUAAUUCUGUAGAUCAUUCAGAAAGAAGUGGCAAGGAGGAAGAACCGGUGGAGCAUUUAGAAAAGAGAAGAACAUUGUCGUUGAAUCAAGAUGAACAUUUAAGCCCCUCGAAGACGAAAGUGAAGCGUAAAUUGAGAUCGACCCGUAGGAAACUGAACGCGAUGAUUCACAACUCGUCGUUGCACUUUUCCGAUACCGAUUCCGAGGGAGAAUUGACGACGAUUAAUUACCAAGGUAGAUCGUUAAAUUGUACGGUAGAAGAUCCACAAAGACCUACGAUAUCUGUAACGUUAGAUAACGCGGAUGGUAAGGAGGAACAAGAGGAACAGGGAAAUUAUUUAUCGGCCGAUUGUAAAGAAGAGUCUAGGCGAAACAGUUUUGUCGAUAACUUAACCGACGUCGACGAAAUUUAUCCGAGUGACCCGGAGAGCGAGCAAAAAGAAAGUCAAAAUGUUUUAAAGGUUCCUGAAAGUCCUUGUCAAGGUGAAACGGACUUCGAAGACGUCGAAGAUGAGGAGGAAAUAAACUCUCCGAUUUACGUGAAACCUAGAUCAGAUAUAUUUUGCGAGUACAGCGGAGAAACGAUAACGACUAAAGAAGGCGACGGGCCAUUUUCCGUGGAAGUUCGAAAUAAAAUGUAUAAAGAAGAUAUUUCUCGAAGCGAGUCGUGUUGCGCUAUGCCAGACAUAGUUGUUCUGUCCAACACCGACGAAGAAGACAUGGAAGUAUCUGACGACGAGGACGUACAAGAAGCUUGUUGUAGUCAGAAAGAAUUAUUCGAGGAUCUAGAAGCUCUCGCGGGAUCGCAAGUUUUCAUGAAAAAUAUUAAUAAAAUGGAUACCUUGUUAUACGUAAAAGAUACUAGCGACGAUAUAAUUAGCGAUUGUCAUACCGAUAUCGAAGACGUUGAUCCAAACGAAUAAAAUAAUUUAAAGCAAAUACACGGUAAGGAUAUAAAUUUACAAAAGUACAAAUUCUUUAGGUAUGAGAAUAUUUAUUAGCUUUUGCUUGUCCAAGCACAUACUGGAUAUUGGGUAUUAUAUCUUACUAUAUUUAUAUAACAAUGUCAUUUAAAUUAUCUAACAUUAUAUGGAAUAUAGAUAUUCCAUAAAUAGGAAUUGAGCGAAGAAAUUCGAGUAUUAACGAUUUAAAAAAUGAACAAAUCUUCGUUUUACUGUUACCGCUUAGUAUUAACUUACUUGUCUAUACUUAUACUUGCAGACAGAACUGCCGUCCUCGACCUUAUCAUACACAACCGUAUGGGAUAUUAAUUUUAAGUGUCGAAGAAUAUCUAAAAAAAAA
Molecule: messenger RNA, 1417 nt
Organism: Osmia lignaria (orchard mason bee)
Lineage: Eukaryota; Metazoa; Arthropoda; Insecta; Hymenoptera; Megachilidae
Source: RefSeq, a predicted model, not a curated record